Messenger RNA from Liolophura sinensis, 581 nucleotides. RefSeq lists its product as uncharacterized. The transcript has 3 exons. The record is from RefSeq and is a predicted model, not a curated record. The coding region runs from base 87 to 485 and encodes 132 amino acids. Lineage: Eukaryota; Metazoa; Mollusca; Polyplacophora; Chitonida; Chitonidae.
AAACUGUCCACGAAACAGGAGGUAUAAAAAAAGCCGAGGAAUCGUGAGCUGUACACAUUAUUAGACUGUCCUUACAACAGCGAACCAUGAUCGGAAAAGUGCUUAUCUGCACUGUAGUGCUAUUUGCCGCCUGUCAGGCCGCCGGUUUAAGAGAAUACUGCAGGGACAAAUUCGGAAGAAGGCAUGGGCUGGGUGAGGAAUGGGAGCAGGGAGAUAAACUGUGUGAAUGUAUCUACCCUGAGAGCCUGAUGUACUUCUGGGAAGGGGAUAACCCAUCCGCCCCCAUUAGCCACUGUCUUUGGAACGGUUGUCCCAAUCCCUCAGGUGGCCCAAUAUUCAAGGCUGGGGAUGUAUUUCAGAACGAAAACGGAGAUCUAUGCACGUGCAAAUCCGGAUCAGACCCAUAUUUGAUGGAUGCCUACACACUUUUCCACGCUGAUUGCUCCGUCGAUCUUUCUGUACAAGAAGUGCAACAAAUGAAUUAAGAUGGGGUUUUUUUUGUUGCAAAUGAGUAAUUCAUGGGAUUUUAACCAACCUACAUGUAAAUCAAAAAAGCACAAUAGAAAUAUCUUAAAAUCUGC